CAACACGAGUGAAUCGGAUAUUAUCAUUUAAUAGAUCAAUACACCGGCAUGUGGAGGAACAUCAUCGUUCAAUGUAUAUUAUGGGUCCUUCUGCCGGCUUGCGGCCAUCUUCCUGACUACGCUUCGACGCCAGCCAACAAAAUCGACCAAUUCUGCAGCCUAGCAGAAACGUGUAUUCAUGACACUAUUCCAAUUUGCGGGAAAAUGGGUGAUGAAAAACGAACAUUUCUGGACCUCUGCGACUUAUUGGAAUACGCCUGUGAUACUAACCUAAUUUUCACGCACAUUGAAGACAUUCCUGGAUGCCCCGUUCACAGAGCUCAAUAACAAAAUGUUUUUAUUAGUUUAAUAAUACUUCUGUAUAAGUUGAUAAACAUCGUUUUAGUUUCCCAAAUCUCUUGGAUUCUCAAGA
Maniola jurtina (meadow brown) is the source of this 412-nucleotide messenger RNA. RefSeq lists its product as uncharacterized. The transcript has 4 exons. The coding region runs from base 49 to 327 and encodes 92 amino acids. The record is from RefSeq and is a predicted model, not a curated record. Lineage: Eukaryota; Metazoa; Arthropoda; Insecta; Lepidoptera; Nymphalidae.